AUGAUGAUGGUUGGAAUCUCGUCGCUAAGACGACCAUUAGCCGCCAGAAGUUUGCUCAGGCUCUCGCGUGCCGCCUCCACGGGACCCGGCACCACGAAAAAACCUACCCCACGGCCGGGAAUCGACCGUAUUGGUGUUCCCUUCAACCCAUACAUUCCAAUGAGAUUCUCCCGUCUGCCUAGUAUAUUCAGUUCGCCAAAAGUGGUGAUCAGAAGCGUGUGGAACCGGCUGCUUCUUUUCGCAUACAACCAGAUCCAGGUCUACUAUUUCAAGAAAUCCAUGGGAAACAAGUACAAGCCCAACUUCCUCAAGUGGAAAAACGAUGCCAUCGAGACUUUUGUGCAAGUGAACAAGGGUUUCGCCGAGAGAAAGCUGCCCUCGAUCCGUCCGAUUGUCUCUGAGUACGUGUAUAAAUCGUUGGAGGCCAGAACAAACUCACUACCCGCCUCCACCACGAUGGGAUGGGAGCUUCUCAAGUUCAACUCUGUCCCCAAGGUUGUUACUGUUCACUCGUUCCCGCACGAAGACGGUGUGCCGUUGUUGGUCCAGAUCGUGUACAAGUUCGAAACCAAGCAGCAACUGCUUGUGAAAAAGGCCGGCCAGGACGUUCAAACCAGCGUUAAAGACCUUACCGAGUACAUGGCUUUUAACAUCGACCCGUUCACAGACAAAAUCGUGUUGGCCGGAUCUGUGUUUGAAUCGCCAGUCAGAAAGGGUAUCACUCCGAAGGAGGGCCAGGAAAGAGAAGUGAUUUUGUCACAAAUGAAAAUUAACGGCGAUAUUUAUCGUGUCGACCCGACCUUGCAAUAA
Messenger RNA from Ogataea philodendri, 810 nucleotides. RefSeq lists its product as uncharacterized. The record is from RefSeq and is a predicted model, not a curated record. Gene Ontology annotation, molecular function: ribosome binding. Gene Ontology annotation, biological process: inner mitochondrial membrane organization; protein insertion into mitochondrial inner membrane from matrix. Gene Ontology annotation, cellular component: mitochondrial inner membrane. The transcript has a single exon. NCBI's taxonomy places the organism in Eukaryota, Fungi, Ascomycota, Pichiomycetes, Pichiales, Pichiaceae. Bases 1 to 810 code for a protein of 269 amino acids.